AUGAAAAAGCAAUUAAUUUUAACCCAUAGUAAGACAACAGAGUUGGAUUUGGAAACGAUAUUGUGCCGACAAGAACUCAAUCGGUUAGAAAACGAAUCCGUUGGUGAAAUUGAUAACAAACCGAGGAGAGAAUCAGCAUCACAGAUAGACGAAUUUUUUGACGUGCCCAGAAGUAGUUACGGAACAACAACAACCGGAAGAACGAUGCAUGGAACAAACGAAGAUGAUAUUUUUUUAAGGCCGAGCGGUUUGUGGGAAGAUAUAACGAGCAGUAUUCAAAAAUUAGAUCCGGACAAUGCGGAUAUGCUAAGCGCAUUAGCUGCCGCCGGUCAUAUCAAAAUGGAAGUUCCGGACGAGUGCACCAGAACGAGCAGUGCCGUGUUUACGAACAAUACAAACGCUCACAACGACGAGUACAUUAUACCUAACAUAAUUCCAAAAAUAGAAAUGUCGAAUUCUCCGCCUCAUCAGGUACCUCCGACCACGUCCUUACAUUUAAUGACCACGCCGGUCACUCAAUAUAACGGAAGUGUUUACCAACAUAGUUAUCAUAGUCCGAACUAUCAAAUACCACCCAAUAGACUUAUCUAUGCCCCUCCUCCGACUCCACCGACGUCGGAACCGGGAUCCCCUGGUAACACGCUUCAGGGACCUCCCAGAAGGACUCCGCCACCUCCGUAUCCGACAACAGAUCUAUCACAAUGUGCAAAAACUUCAACGAUGCCAAUGAUAUUAAAAUUUAAUAGAAGAAACAAUCCAGAAUUGGAAAAGAGAAGAGUUCACCACUGUGAUUUUCCCGGCUGCACCAAAGUUUAUACCAAAAGUUCACAUUUGAAAGCUCAUCAGAGAAUACACACGGCAAAAACAUUUUAA
This is a messenger RNA of Pediculus humanus corporis (human body louse), 873 nucleotides long. RefSeq lists its product as uncharacterized. NCBI's taxonomy places the organism in Eukaryota, Metazoa, Arthropoda, Insecta, Psocodea, Pediculidae. Bases 1 to 873 code for a protein of 290 amino acids. Gene Ontology annotation, biological process: regulation of transcription by RNA polymerase II. Gene Ontology annotation, molecular function: DNA-binding transcription factor activity, RNA polymerase II-specific; RNA polymerase II cis-regulatory region sequence-specific DNA binding. The record is from RefSeq and is a predicted model, not a curated record. The transcript is spliced from 4 exons.